GCUCGGCUCUGGACAUCCUGGCCCAUCAGCACCAUGAAAUCAGGCCUCCUCCUCCUGGGGCUCCUCGCCCUCUGGGCUGACCUGCUGCCUGCCUCUGGGCAGCUCCAUCAAGUGAAAACAGGCAAGUGCCCCGCUCCCAUCAAUGCAGGGGCUGCGAACUGCAAUAACUUCUGCUCCACGGACGCUGACUGCCCCGGAUCUGAGCGCUGCUGCAGUAACGGCUGCGGGAGGGAGUGCAGACUCCCCAUAGGAGUAAACCCAGGGUACUGCCCGAAGAUCGACCCCGACAUAAUGACAAUCUGCAUUGUGGAAUGCAACAAUGACAGGGAAUGUGGAGCUGGCAGCAAAUGCUGCAGCCUGGGAUGCCGUGUGCAGUGUGCAGGGGCAGUGCCAGCCAAAGCCGGCACCUGCCCCAAGAGGAGAGUGCUGCAGACAUUCGCUCCAUGUGAGAAUAAGUGCAGAGAUGACAGGGACUGUCCUAACAGGAAGAAAUGCUGCUUUACUGGCUGUGGCCUUGGCUGUCUGGCCCCUGUAACAGAUCUUUGCCUCUCUCCAGGUGACAUUUGCCGACUCCCGCCAGAGAGGGGCCCUUGUAAGGCACUGGUCCUUCGCUUCUUCUACAACCCAGCCUCCAGGACGUGCGAAAGCUUCAUCUACGGCGGCUGCCAGGGCAACGGGAACAACUUUAGAACCCUCCUGGAGUGCCAGCAGGCCUGCAGGAAACGCGGGCCGACCAGAGAGAGACUGGGAAGAACCGAAAGCCUGACAGCAGGGCCUGUGGGGGAUGGGACAGGAUCCUCCAAUCCGGUCCCCACCUGACACCCACCCCCAGUCGCCCAUGGGCCUGAUCUCGCCCCGCACAUGGCUUGUGUAUUAAAGAGCUCAGCUCA
Molecule: messenger RNA, 890 nt
Organism: Gopherus flavomarginatus (Mexican gopher tortoise)
Lineage: Eukaryota; Metazoa; Chordata; Testudines; Testudinidae
Product: WAP four-disulfide core domain protein 3-like
Exons: 6
Coding region: 34-819 (261 amino acids)
Biological process (GO): negative regulation of peptidase activity
Cellular component (GO): extracellular region
Molecular function (GO): serine-type endopeptidase inhibitor activity
Source: RefSeq, a predicted model, not a curated record